AUGGUUGCUGGCGUCAGCAACGCCCGCGCGUCCUCCGACAGGAAGAAGAAUGGAGAAGGGGGGCGAAUCGAUAAGCUACAGGAGUUCCCUGACAUAAUUAAUUCUGGUGCUCCUCUGUCACUCUCGAGGCUGUCCUGCGGGUUGAUUAGAAUGAAGGGCAUGGGGGUAUUUGCAAAAAGGCUGACCUGUGGGCCUACUAGUGCUCCUGUUUCGUACUCGUGCAGCUGCAGCGAAAAGACAACAGAGCCAUGGGUGCCGAGGGCGGGCACUGGUGGUCGGCAGAAGGCGCUGUGGAGGUGCUCGCUGCUGCCCGGCUCUACUUGCACGCCACCAGGUUCAGAAUUGGCAUGGACCUGGACGCCGCCGCCUUUGCAGCUGCUCCCCGUGUACAUAAUUUAUUUUGUAGAGGAAGAAUAUGGCACGGGAAUGAGUUUGCACCUACUGUUGGAUUCUUCCUUACUACCCACCCGUCUUAGCUUGAACAAUACAAUUUGGAUUCUUUUGGAGACUGGGAACAACUUUCAAGCUACUUGUCACAAAGUUUCAUUGAACGCCUUGAGCCAACUGGUGGAGAAAUUACAAUUGCAUUGGAGACAUCAUGGUUGGAUAGAGCUCCCCAAACAGAUAUGGAGAGAUGAUUGAUAGAACAACUUAGAGAAGACAAAUUUGCAAAGAAAGGGCUUGUACAGCCCGAGAGGAGAGGAUGCUAUUACACAACUAUCCCCGCUUCAGUUAAGCACAGAAACACUUCUGCGGAUGAGGCGGGUGUGGAGGUCGCAGAGGAGGAUGGGGACGUGCUCACGAAGCCCUAGAGAAACAUGAGCUCAUGGGUGCCGACCUCCAUCACCCCCCCUGAUGCUAUGCAGAGUGAAGGCGAAGAGCUAGCGGGGAGGACACCAACUGCCUCUUCAUAAAUUUACUCUGCGUCAUCGUUCAUGUGGACGAGGCCGGAAGAACCGAAGGUGUUGGCGGAAUUUGAGGAGGACGAGACGACAGGGAUGAUGAUGGCAUCAUUGUUGUUUGUAAUUGUGAGAGCAUCACGGUGGUGGGUACUGCGUGUGGGGGAGGAAGGAGGUGAGUCGGCUGGGUGCACUCCUACUGGUGCUAUCGAUGGCGGCACUAUGCUUCAGCCUUGUAGCGGCAAUGUUGGAGGCAACGAAUGGUAGUGUGCUAUUGCUGGCAUGGUUUAGAUUCUGCCAGCCACUGGGUGCACAACUAGGUGACAUUCCUGGAAGGGAUGUGCUACAUGCCCGACUGUGAUGACGAUCGCGUCUACUACGUAUGUUUCAUCACUGCAGCGGUUCGAGCACAUUGACCGAUUCAACCCCAAUGAUCACUAUGCCAAGCCCAACCUCGUCUUCUUCAUACUUGUGUGCCCUUUAGGGUCCCAUGUAUGUCUGGCACGAGUUGCAUAUAGGUUCAGUCAGCCUACAGCGUGCCUACGUGCACCAGUGUUGGAUUGGAGGAAGGUCAAGUUGUUCGAGAAAGCCCAACCAUGGGGAACAAGACACAUAAGGAGAGUGACCAAUGAGAGGAUGACCAUAACCAUUUUGGUGACCAAAAUUAUUUGGAGUUGAUGCUUUCUUUUCUUCUCUAUGCACAGAGUGUUUACUUUCUUGAGCUAUAGUUUUGGAUUGUCAGCAUUUGACCCAUGUUAAGGCAAAAAAAUUGUCCCAUGUUUUUGAAUACCCAUAGAUGAGCCCAGGCUCAUCUGCACCCGUGUUGAAGAGAAAAAACAAAACAAAUACUUGAAAAAAUAAAAAUAUAUGACUUAUUACAUGGUAGAUAGUUAGGUGCGUGAGGUCCACUCCACUUUUCAGAUCAUUUGGACAUCUGAGUAGAUCUCGGCAAAAAAAGACAAAUUUGGGUCUGUAAAAAAGUUUACUGUUCUGGCCCUAUUUUGUCUUUUUUACUGAGAGCUACUAGAUGUCUAAAUUAUCUAGAAGUUGGAGCGGACCUCACGCAGUAAAGUAUCUACCAUGCAAAAAAUGGGAUCUUUUUGAAUUUGUUAUGAUUUGUUUCUUGACCGGGUGCAGAUGAGUCUGAGCAUCAAACCACUGCACUUCCAUGUUUCUUGCUAUAUCAUAUCAAGCAAAAUUCAUGGUAUCUACAAGUAUAUCAUAUAUUUUUAUGUUGAUGAAAUCAUAACUUUUGAAGGUGUAGAUCAGUAGAGGACUUCUUGAAAAGGUUGAUCAUUACUCUCAUUCACUUUACAAUUUCUGUCAUAAGACGCAUGCUUCACUUUUCAGUUUGACCCCCUACAAAAUAUUGUAGGGUGAAUAAAUUCACCCCCUAAAAUAAUAUUGUAGGGUGAAUAAAUUCCAAAAAGUAUGUGGCACAAUCACUGGAAUUAUGGUGUUAUGAGUCAUUUAAAAAACACGUCAAUUAAGAAUUAUACAUAUUUAUACCUCUAACAGGGAAGCAUGUAUUAUAUUUGUGCUGCUAAGAUUCGGUCUUCCUAUCCCCGCAAAAGAAAAA
Messenger RNA from Aegilops tauschii subsp. strangulata, 2478 nucleotides. RefSeq lists its product as uncharacterized. NCBI's taxonomy places the organism in Eukaryota, Viridiplantae, Streptophyta, Magnoliopsida, Poales, Poaceae. The record is from RefSeq and is a predicted model, not a curated record.